AUGAUUGGUGCUUGGUUUCACUUGUUUCUGCUGGGCACGCUGUGUUCUGGCAUUUUCCCAGCACCCUUUAACACCCACUAUGAGGAAACAGAUCCAGAGCUGACGGCAGGAUACUUCCAGGGUGACAUGGAUGUGGACUACACCCGGAAUGGUCAGCUGUCCGAGACACGACGCUGGCCAAAUGCCACAGUUCCGUAUAUGAUAUCUGAAGAGUUUGACCCUGCUCAUGUGGAAUAUAUAAAGCUUGGCAUGCAAUUCAUCGAGUAUUCGUCUUGUAUUCGAUUUGUGCCUGCUGAUGAGGAUGAGGAAAAUUAUCUUUUUGUGCUUCCUUCCACUUCUGGAUGCAGCUCCAAAGUGGGCUAUCAGCCAGGUCAAAGAACCGUCAAACUUCGGCCUGACCCAUUGGACACAGGCUGCUUCAAACUGGGAACCGUCCAGCACGAAUUGCUUCACACUCUGGGAUUCCACCAUCAGCAGUGCUCCCCCAAUCGAGAUGAGUUCGUAAAGAUCGUGGAGGAGAACAUCUCGGAGGGUCACGAGAAGAACUUUGUCAAGUACGAGGAAGACGAAGUGGGGGAUUUCGAUCAGCCCUAUGACUACGGAAGCAUUCUACACUACAGUUCCUUGGCAUUUUCAGUAAAUGGCGAAGCGACCAUUGUGGCUCUGAAUCCAGAGGGUCAGGAGCAAAUGGGUCAGCGCUUGAUGAUGAGCGAUACCGAUAUCAGACGACUCAAUACCAUGUACAAGUGUCCGAUUCAAUUGUAAAAAUAGCAAUAUACAUCAAGGUCAAAAAUGAAUAUCAAAAUUU
Molecule: messenger RNA, 808 nt
Organism: Drosophila erecta
Lineage: Eukaryota; Metazoa; Arthropoda; Insecta; Diptera; Drosophilidae
Product: seminal metalloprotease 1
Exons: 2
Coding region: 1-765 (254 amino acids)
Biological process (GO): proteolysis
Molecular function (GO): metalloendopeptidase activity; zinc ion binding
Source: RefSeq, a predicted model, not a curated record